AUGGGAAGUGUUUAUACUACCCCCUGGGGUGUAUACUACUACACCCCACUGGAAUAUGUGCUGAGCAAAGGCCAGAGCCCCAGAAGAAAACAAGUGUGGACUCAGCGAGCUGCCCUCACCCGGGUGUGAACCCCGCCGGCCCGGGGUUGAGGGGGGACCGGUGGGCUGUGUGAUAUGGCAAUGAGCCCCGUGCUGUCAGAGUUCCUGCGAGAGCUCCCAGGCUGGUUCCUGCUCUCGGGCAUCUUCCUGCCCGUGACUUUGCUGCUGUUCCUUCUCAUUGCCUACUUCAGGAUCAAGCUGAUGGAGGUUAAUGAAGAACUGUCACAGACUCCUGAUCACCAACACAAUCGUAAGGCUAGCUCUUCCCGGUACCAGAGAAAGAAACAGACGUGACUGUUGGGGACUGAUCAAUGGCUAAAGCACAGUCAAUUUCUACUGGUCGGAGAGCAACGGUCAAUGGCUUAGCAAAUAGUUAAUAAACUAGAACCACAGCAAGACAAAAAGAACACUAAGAUGCUUGUUCUGAAAAGUGGUUCAGGAGGACAGCUAUGAAACUCGACUUAAAUAGCAGUUCUUUGGCGAGUCCCAAGAAUAUAAGAUUUUGUUGGAUGUGCUCUAUGCACUAGGCACAUUGUAACUUUUUAACUUUUAUAGGACUAUGUCUACUCUGAAGGGCACUAUUUUCAAACUAAAAUUCUUAAGCAUCAUUAUUACGUAAUCCCGUGGAAGCCCGCAUUAUUCUGACUUUGGAGGUGAAGAUACUCUGGUAGAGAUCAAAUAAAUAGCAAAAGAUGAGCGCCUGUGAAUUCCUGCUGUGAGAGUUCCCACUUUCUCCCUUGAAGUUCGGCAACACUGAAAUGACACCUUUUAAGGCAUCAUUUCUGGCCCUUGGUUUACUUCUCCCCUUUUCCCAAUUGCUUUCACAAAUCGCAUCAUCAUUGUGAGAACCCACAAAACAAGCAGAGUCUCUCGAUACUCGGUAUGCAUCACCAUGAAAGUAGUUUUCAGCAUGACAUGACUUGGAAAUACUGGCAAUUUGGUGGGAAAAGGAAAGAACAUCAAGUUCAUGGGACUCAUAUGGAGAAUAACUCAAGACUUUGCCUCUAAACCAAAACACCGGGGAGCUAUUUCUAAAUACGGAAAGAGGUCAACAUUUCACUAGCACAAUUCUUCUUUCAGUGGGAACCCCAAAUAGCCAACCUAGAUAACUGAAAAGAAACAUUUAAUUCAAAGUAGUAGUUCAAAUAGAUUGU
Balaenoptera ricei (Rice's whale) is the source of this 1253-nucleotide messenger RNA. RefSeq names its product small leucine rich protein 1 (gene SMLR1). NCBI's taxonomy places the organism in Eukaryota, Metazoa, Chordata, Mammalia, Artiodactyla, Balaenopteridae. The record is from RefSeq and is a predicted model, not a curated record.